Messenger RNA from Trematosphaeria pertusa, 1407 nucleotides. RefSeq lists its product as uncharacterized. The transcript has a single exon. The coding region runs from base 1 to 1188 and encodes 395 amino acids. NCBI's taxonomy places the organism in Eukaryota, Fungi, Ascomycota, Dothideomycetes, Pleosporales, Trematosphaeriaceae. The record is from RefSeq and is a predicted model, not a curated record.
AUGACAUCCGUUGAGCGAGUUGGCGACGACACAUACAAUGGCGUGCGCAAACCAGCAUAUAACAUACUCGCAUAUACGUGGGGUCGCUGGGCGCUUCCAUGCGGGCCUGCUCUCGAAAUCCAUAAUGUGAGGUGGGCAAUUCCGCCCAUCGACUCUGCGCGAUUUACCGUUGCCCAGUUUCAAAGGGUGCUCGGGGUGGUGAGCAAGGGCGUGGAAUUUGUCUGGGUCGACAUCGCUUGCAUUGAUCAAGAAGACUACAAGAUGAAAAUGGAAGAGAUCGGACGCCAAGGAGGCAUUUUCAACAACGCGAGGACAGCAUUCAUCUGGCUACACGGCACUAGCGGCGAUGAUUUGCAGAAGAUUUGCAACGAGCUCUUCCAACUUACUGAUAAGCUAGACGGGGACGAGACUUUUACCGUGGACUUGGAAGAGUAUGGAUAUGGUAGCAUAGAUGUGCACUACGAGCCCGACGAUGCUGGCUCCGAUAUCUCGGUCGGCCACAAGACCUUUCUUCCGCACUGCCUCCAGGAUCCUAAAAUGCUCGAGGAUAUUCAAAGAGUGCUCACGCACUUGACAUACGAUGCGUGGUUUUCGUCCCUUUGGACUUUACAGGAAGCCUUUCUUCGGACUGAGGCCAUAUUGCUCUCGCGCGAAGGAACGCAAGUAACCAGGCGCGGAUAUGAAAAUGUUGCACUGGUAAACCUAAUCAUAUGCAUGGGAGAGUUCGAGCACUAUGUUGGGAAGGUUUUAAGCAAGCAGGGUACCAAGGAGCAUGGUGAUUCGGCAACUCUCGCCUCGUCGCUAAAGGCGAUCGAUUCCGUCCUCCAAAAGAUAGGCCUGGGGGCAUGGGAGAACCCAAACACCAUCUACCACUCCGCUAAGUUCAGGACGGCGACAGACCCGCUGGAUCGUGUAUAUGGUAUUAUGCAGGUCUUCGGGUUCCGUCUCGGAGCAACAAACGAUCCGUCCAGCUCCUUUACUCUUGACGAACUGGAAAGCCAGUUCGCCUUGGAAAUCAACGCGAUCUCGCCGAUUUGGGCCCAGCUUUUUGUUCAUUCACGUCAAGCGCCUAAGGGGAAAUGCUGGCGUAUUAGCCAAGACUCUCGCAUCCCCCCACAGUCUUCGAUUUGCAGACGUGAUUCCCGCCAGCAUGUGCUCGGUCAAGCUGAAUUCUUCGGGUCGCCCUGAAUUCGCAGGCUUGACAAGCCCUUUGGGACGGCUCGCAGAUCUAUGGCUCUGACUGCUGCGCGCAACGAAGGUUACCACUUCUGGGGAGUUGAGGGGGCUAGUCAUUACAUUGCCCUGGACGAAACACAUUUCUCAAAUGAAUAUGUGCCGGAGCCGCUACGCGACAUUUCACCAGAAGACUAUGACAGCAACAAUGCACUUUGCAAGCUGUUACUUGAG